This is a messenger RNA of Coniosporium apollinis CBS 100218, 840 nucleotides long. RefSeq lists its product as uncharacterized. The transcript has a single exon. The record is from RefSeq and is a predicted model, not a curated record. Bases 1 to 840 code for a protein of 279 amino acids. Gene Ontology annotation, cellular component: membrane; endoplasmic reticulum. Gene Ontology annotation, biological process: lipid homeostasis. Lineage: Eukaryota; Fungi; Ascomycota; Dothideomycetes.
AUGGCUCUGAAUCCAUAUGCUACCGUAGCAGCUUCCUCGGCCGCAUAUAGUAUCCUUCUGCGAUCCCUCAUUGGUAACGAGCAACCUUCUACGCGGAUCAGACUAUGCAUCAAGGUCAUCUCUACCCUCCACUCGGCCGCCACUGCUCUCAUUGUACUCUACGCCCUAAAACCUUCUCGAUGGACAAAUGAAGUGGCUUUAUCCACCAAUCCAGAAGCUGGUCAGGGAAACUUGGACGAGUCAGAGAACCCAGUGAUCAGGGGCCGCUCAUCACUCGCAAAUGCACUUACGGCAUGGGAAACGGGGUACCUACUGUACGACACCGGCGCGCUUAUCUAUGAGACAAAGCAAAAGAGACAGCUGAACAACCAUACUGCUGCACUAGCUUCUCUUGCAAGUUCCUCGCCUGUUCUCCUCGCACACCACAUGCUACUUGCCGCCGCCCUGGGAUACCUUCAAACCUACAUCGCCGCAGGCCGUGAGAGAGGCGUGUGGGUCAUUGUAGCCUUUCUGCUCAUGAACGCCAGUAAUCCAGUGCUGCACAUCAGGUACUGGAUUAGGCAGAGACGCGGCAGGCCGAGUCUCAUCGCGGACAUCAUACUUAUGCUGACUUUCGCUGCUUUUCGGUUUGGCACUGUCGGGUGGGUUCUUAAACGGUAUGGAGACUACCAUGGACUUGGCCCAUGGCAAGCGUUCUUGAGGCUCAGGAGGUCAUGCCAAAUCGGCACGGCGGCCUUGGUCGGCGUGAACGGAGUCUGGUGGCUGACGCUGGUCAGAAGCAUUGUCAGGCGAGCACUGAUGGAUGGCAGAAAGAGAAACAGCAUGCUUGGUUCUAUCUGA